Messenger RNA from Chelonia mydas (Green sea turtle), 3377 nucleotides. Its product is annotated as zinc finger protein OZF-like. Gene Ontology annotation, cellular component: nucleus. The record is from RefSeq and is a predicted model, not a curated record. Gene Ontology annotation, biological process: central nervous system development; regulation of transcription by RNA polymerase II. NCBI's taxonomy places the organism in Eukaryota, Metazoa, Chordata, Testudines, Cheloniidae. Gene Ontology annotation, molecular function: DNA-binding transcription factor activity, RNA polymerase II-specific; RNA polymerase II cis-regulatory region sequence-specific DNA binding. The transcript has 3 exons. Bases 537 to 1925 code for a protein of 462 amino acids.
CCAGGUGUGGACACGCCCCGGCGGCGCCGUGUGAACACGCCCGAGCCCUGCAGGCUUCGGAUCUCGCCGGCUGCGCGCGUGUGGACAAAACUCCGCGGUGCGGAGACCCCCGCCGGAGCUCCGGGCACCCCGGGCUAGACCCAGCCCCUGCCCGGGCUGAGGGGGGCGAGCACCCCUGGGGCUGCCGGCAAAGCUGGGGCCAGGCCCCCCCCCCAGCCAGCGCUGCAGCCGGGACGGGAUUUGCAGGGCACAGGAAGGGGCUGGAGCAGCCGGGAGGAAGGAGGCAGGAAUCCGGGAGAACAAAGCCCCUAGAGCACCCGACGCUGGGCGAGCAGCUGCUGCCCCCCCCCCCCCCGGGGUCCUGCUGGAGGGGGGGGGAAUCCCCCCAUUAACCCCUCCCUGCCCGGCCGGGGGGCGCUUUCUCCAGCUGGGGCCAGCCCGGAGCCAGAGACUGCAGGGGCCGGUGACCUUCGAGGAGGUGGCGGUGUAUUUCACCAGGGAAGAGUGGGCUCUGCUGGACCCCGCUCCGAGACGUCAUGCAGGAGAACUACGAGAAUGUGACCUCGCUGGCAGGUGAUGGGAUGGUGAGUGAGAAUGAGGAGCAGGAAGAUGCUGAGCACGGGGAAUCACAUGUGGCGUUAUCACAAAGAUCUAAAGGGGAUGUUCCCAGGAGCUGGAAGCAGGGAAAAGGUUGUGAGAGUCAGCACAGGCCAGAGCGGGAGCGGGGGAAUGAGCCAAGGGAGAAAGUGGGUCAUUGUCACAAGGACCUCAAGGAAACCACAGCCCAGCAGAGCAUCCCCACAAGUGAGAGAGAGCCCACGUGCCCUGAGUGGGGAGAAAACAUCAGUAGCCAUUCGGAUCUUCUUCAGCCCGAGAGAAUCCGCGCUGGAGAGCCGCCCUAUGAAUGCGGUGAAUGUGGGAAAACCUUCCAUCGGAACUCGCACCUUAUUCGGCAUCAGAGAGUGCACACAGGAAACCGACCCUUUAAGUGCUUGGAAUGUGGGAAAAGCUUCAGCGUGAGCUCCAACCUGAUCGCACAUCAGACCAUCCACACAGGAAAUCGACCCUUUUCGUGCUCUGAGUGUGGGAAGAGCUUCAAUCGACACUCAAACCUUAUUACGCACUGGAGAAUUCACAUGGGAAAUAAGCCCUUUACGUGCUCAGAAUGCGGGAAAAGCUUCACGGACAGCUCAAACCUUAUCAGGCAUCAGCGAACCCACACGGGGGAGAGACCCUAUGAGUGCUGCGAGUGCGGGAAAAGCUUCACGGACAGCUCCGAUCUUAUCAGGCAUCAGCGAACCCACACGGGGGAGAGACCCUAUGAAUGCCGCGAGUGCGGGAAAAGCUUUAGUCGGAGCUCAACCCUUAUUCGACAUCAGAGGAUCCACACGGGAGAGACGCCCUAUAAGUGCUGCGAAUGCGGGAAAAACUUCAGCGUGAGCUCAAACCUUAUCACGCAUUGGAGAAUUCACACGGGACAUAGACCCUUUACGUGUUCCGACUGCGGGAAAACUUUCACUGACAGCUCCAACCUUACUCAGCAUCAGAGAAUACACAUGGGAGAGACCCCCUAUAGAUGCUCUGAGUGUGGGAAAAGCUUCACUCAGAGCUCGGCACUUAUUGCACAUCAGAGGAUCCACACAGGAGAGAGACCCUAUGAAUGCUGCGAGUGCGGGAAACACUUCAGCGUGAGCUCUGCCCUUGUUGCGCAUCAGAGACUCCACACGGGGGAGAGACCCUAUAAAUGCUCUGAGUGCGGGAAAAGCUUCAGUGUGAGCUCAACCCUUAUCAUACAUCAGAGAAUCCACACGGGGGAAAGACCCUAUCGAUGCUCGGAGUGUGGGAGAAGCUUUAAUCAGAGCUCACACCUGGUUAGACAUCAGAGUCUCCACAAGGGAGAGCAACACCACAAAAAGCUUGUCUAAGGCUGUCAAAAAAAAAAAGUUUUUUGAAUGCUUUUCUAAUUCCCACAUCGUGACCUUUAAGGCUCUUUGCGGUGUUUGCAUCACUGUGGUCCCGCAGCUCCCCCCCCCCCCCCCCCCCCCCCCAGAUGAGUAGCACACUGUUGAUUUUUGCAGCUUGCUCUUCUUUGGUCCUUUCUAUCCACUCCUUUGUCCUGAGUCAUGAGAAUCUAGGUCCCUCCUACCAGGAAUGUCCAUCAGCCCCAGGAAGGGGAGAUGGGAUGCCAUCAUCUUGCUACACUGAGGUAAAAUCUACCUUGGCUCCUCUGGGAUUUUCCCAGGGGUUAGCUAGCUUGAGGUAGCGAUCCUCAUGUAAAAAGACAAGUAUAUUUGCAGUACUGUCCUCGCACAGGUAUAAUGGUCAGGGUGAACGAACACAUUGCCCCUUGACCUGUCCUAAUCUACACCCCUUUUCUAGUCUAGACAAAACUCUGAGCAUCACAUUUCUACUUUUUACUCCCAUUAGCCGGGUGAUUGGCAGAGUCACUGAGUUCCCCCUUUGGUGAGAGAUUGUCUCGCUCCCGGAUGAUCUGGGUUGUAUUAAACAGAAGCUAUCGUUCCUACCAUUUUUCUCAUUUAAAAAUAUACUUAAAUAUAACAAACAUCUGCAGCAGGGAUAGGAUUAAAGUGUCCUUUCAGCCACUAUUGACACUGGAAGGCGAUAGGGUGAGCUUGAUGGAUUCCCUCCAUUUCCAUCACCGUUCAACCCCCCCUCAACCCAGCAGAGUUAGCAUCUGUGGGAGCCGCAAUGGAUCUUACGCUCUCCCCAUUUUAUCCUUCCACCUCCCAAAGUGCCACAUGAUCCAGUCUUCUCAGCUCUCCGUGCUUAGGAAUCACACCUGGAUCUUAAAUCAGACUCACUAGGGCUGGAGAUGAAAGUGUCAGAGGCCUGGAGGGGGAGUUGAGUGGAUCACAAAACCACUCAGUGAUGGUUCAGUGUUUUCAUCCCUUUCUCCAUCUAUUGGCAAGGCUUUUCCUGGGCUUUUUGCUGCUGAGCUGGGAUUGUUUCCAGAUUGUUUCUAGCAUCAUCGAAACGGGGAAAACCUUUUGUAAAUAACUUGACUCAAUAAUAAUGAAGUGGCGCGGACUGAAGCAGGUUUGAAUGGGUGAGAGGAGAAUGCAGUGCGGGAAUCUGUUCUCCUGAUUCUGGAGUUCACAUAGGUAACCUGCUUUGGGAUUUCAUUUUAUGUGAAACUGAAAGUGUCUGUGAUGUGGAUUUUUCUCUCCUGCCUGAAGCCCAUUCAGUCACGUAACUGUAUGUUAGUUUUGGUUGCCAGGAUGUAGCUCAGAUUUGGGGACCUUGAGACAAAGAACCAUGUACUAAAAUUGUCGUUUCUUACUUUAUUUUUGCUUUUCCUCUGCUCCUUCAUGAUGACCUGGAAGAAGCUCAAGUGCAAUUCAGUCCACAGUUCAAGA